UUAAACGGACGGAAUGGCUAACAUUCCGGCACACUGAUUCCUGCCAUCAGUUCUUGUGCAAGCGUGUACGAGUACGGUAACCCGUACGCGCAUACGUCAGCGGCAUUUUGGCGUAAAAAUCAAUCAAAGAACAAAUUUCUCAAGUUUCUCAAAGAUUUGUUCUCAAGCGGCAGAUCACGCGCAGACAUUAAAACCCCCAAAGCAGAGCGGCAAAGUGAGACUCAAAAAUCAAGAAAAAAAGAAAAACGUCCAAAUGAUGCACGAGUCCAGAGCGGGGCUAAGCAUAUCUCAGUAGUGGCGGUGCAAAACCAUCAACAAUGUCGGGUGACGGCAGCGUGGAGACAACUACGCGGCACCUUAAGGCGGGUUCCGGUUCCGGUGAAGGUAGCAGACAGCAGCAGCAACAGCAGCAGCAACAACAGAAGCGGCAAAAGCGAUUAUCGACGGGUACAACGCCCAAGAAGCCGAACAAAGCUGGCAACAAUCUUGGCCUAAUGACAGCUGGCAACAGCAGCAGCAACAGCAACAGAGCAAGCGGAAGCGGAAGUGGAAGUGGAAGUGGGAUUGCAGCUGCAAACAUCCAAUCGUCCACAAAGGUAGGCACCAUGACGACAGUGACAGCAACGCCAGGCAAAGCGACGCUCAGUCACGUUCACAGCCAUAGCCAUGGACAUGGUCAUGGCCGGGGUCACGGACACGGCCACGGGCACGGGCACGGGCACGGGCAUGGACGGGGCGGCAGAAGUGGUCGCAGUGCUGCUGCUGCAGCUGCAGCUGGAGCCAGUGGCAGUGGCAGUGGCGUUGCUGGGCCCAGGACAGGUCAGUGCAACGUUGAUGGUUUCGCGGGCGGAAUUGAGACAUACUUGGGACUCAUCGGAUGGCGCAAGAAGUGCCUGUACGCGCUGCUGCUGCUGCUGAUGCUGCUCAUUGUCACCAAUCUGGUGCUCACCCUCUGGAUAAUCAAAGUGAUGCAGUUCUCAUUGGAGGGCAUGGGACAGCUGAAAAUCUUACCCAAUGGCAUACAGCUGUCGGGCACAGCGAUAAUUAUGGACAUGCUGCGCACAUCAACAAUCCGUUCGAGGCCUGGCCACCCCCUAUCGAUAGAAUCAUCACGUAAUUUUUCAAUCAAUACACGUGACGCGAAUGGUAUGAUUGAGAAUCAUUUAUUUCUGGGACACGAUAAGUUCGAGUGCCUGGCGGCGACAUUUCGCAUCAACGAUACGAAUGGACGAAACCUAUUUUCCGUUAAUCGAAAAGAAGUCACAGUCGGUGCGCACUCGCUGCGGAUCGACGGCGAGGGUGGCGCCGUCUUCAGGGCCUCUGUGCAGACGCCGCAUGUGCGUGCCGAGCCGGGCCGGGAGCUGAGACUUGAGUCACCGACGCGCCAGUUGAAGAUGGCAGCGGCCAAGGACAUCAAUUUGCAGUCACGUGCGGGCGCCAUUGAUGUCGUGGCCCUGAACGAUGUGAAGCUGCGAUCACUUGACGGAAGCGUGCGACUGGAGUCAUCGAAAAUCCUGAUGCCCAAUUUGCGCACGGCACAGCCACCCAUAAUGGGCACUGCCCAGAGUCGGGAACACAUGCAUCGCGUCUUCCAGCUGUGCGCCUGCUCCAAUGGCAAACUCUUUCUGGCUGCCCCGCACUCGAUAUGCGCCGGUGAUGAUUCCACGGUAUGCAGGUGAUCUCACAGCAACAAGCGCUGGCUAUCGGCCACACAUAACGAUGGCGAAACUUAAAACUGGAGAGUGGAAAGCUAAAGCUAAAGCACCCAUCAAAUACAUAUGUUUGAUGCUUAUGCCAACUGGUAAACAUAAUGAAGUGAAGUGAAGUGA
Messenger RNA from Drosophila obscura, 1829 nucleotides. RefSeq names its product delta-sarcoglycan. Gene Ontology annotation, cellular component: sarcoglycan complex; sarcolemma. Gene Ontology annotation, biological process: heart contraction; cardiac muscle tissue development. The record is from RefSeq and is a predicted model, not a curated record. The coding region runs from base 318 to 1679 and encodes 453 amino acids. The transcript is spliced from 6 exons. NCBI's taxonomy places the organism in Eukaryota, Metazoa, Arthropoda, Insecta, Diptera, Drosophilidae.